Vicia faba (fava bean) is the source of this 1644-nucleotide messenger RNA. NCBI's taxonomy places the organism in Eukaryota, Viridiplantae, Streptophyta, Magnoliopsida, Fabales, Fabaceae. The record is from the annotation of a GenBank genome assembly.
AUGCCUAAAGUUAGAAGAGAGAAUUCUCCGGCUAUGGAUUGCAGUGGAUCAUAUCCCUAUCCUUCCAAAAAUCUUGAGCUGCCUAAAACUAGGUUUGGAUCGGUCGAGGAUCGGAAAGAAUGGGAUGAUACUAGAUGUUCUAUUUGCAUGGAAACUCCUCAUAACACUGUUAUUCUUAAGUGUUCUUCUUAUGAGAUGGGUUGUCGUCCUUACAUGUGUAAUACGAGUUACCGACACUCCAACUGUCUUGACCAAUUCUGCAAGUCAUUUGAUUCUCAUCUAUCAUCGGCAAAACUAGAAGAAAUUCCGCUCGUAAGAACAGCGCCUCAUGAUAAGAAACUUCGGUCAGAGGUUGUGAAUCCCUCUCAAUGUGAGAACAAGUUGCAAACAAAGCUUAUCUGCCCUCUUUGUCGGGGAGGAGUAUAUGGAUAUAUGGUAUCGGAGCCUGCUCGAAGGUAUAUGAAUUAUAUACGAAGGACUUGUUCGUCUGAGACGUGUGAAUUCCAGGGAACAUAUCCAGAACUCAGGAAGCAUGCUAGGAUGGAGCAUCCUUCUGUUCGGCCAUCAGAGGUGGAUAUCUCCCGACAGUGUGACUGGUUAAGGAUGGAACAGCAAAGAGACUUUGAUGAUCUUUUUAGCUCAAUCAAUGCAAGUUCUGGUGCUGAGCACAGUGGAGAAGACGCCGUAUAUUGGGCUGGGGGUUUAGCUGACAUGAUGUCCAUGUUAGUGUCUGAAAUGCUUACUGGCUUUGUGACUAGUUUUUCGCCUGAUCCAACACCUAGAGUCCCAUCACGUGACAGAAGAUCUGAAACAAUCCACGCGGUACCAAAUGAUACACAGACAAAUCAAUCUGCUACGCCGAUAUCCAUUUUAUCUUCAACAAAUUUUACGUUGCCUGAAAUGUUAUCCUCUGAGUUUGAUAGAUUUGUGGCUAGUGUUUUCUCUUAUCCAACACCUAGUAUGCCAUCACACGACAUAAGAUCUGAAACGAUGCACUGGGUAUCAAAUGAUGCACUGACAAAUCAAUCAGCUAGAACGAGAUCCGUUUUCCCUUCAACACAUUUCACCUUGCCUGAAAUGUCAUCCUCUGAAGCAGAUAGAUUUGUGAAUAGUUUGCCUUAUCCAACACCUAGAAUGUCAUCAUACGACAGAAGAUCUGAAUCGAUGCACGGGUUAUCAAAUAAUACACACACAAAUCAAUCAGCUAGACGGAGAACCACCUUACCUUCAACACAUCAAAGGGAGAGAUUUGAUAGAGGUGGAUGGAGAUCCAUUUCGUCAUCAUCCCGUGAUCCAGAGGCAAAUCGUACUGCCAGAUGGAGAGAAAAUAUUCCGCCCUCAAGAAUGACUCAGGCUCAUAGUGAAAUUGUUGAAAAUUAUUAUAGAGAGUUGAGCCCUAGGGGCAGAACAUCUUCAACAAGGAUGCCUCUAGUUUCACAAGUUUCUCAUACUAAUCUCCAGCCCAACUAUUCUUCUUCUAGAAGAAUUCCUGGUCAACAAGUUUCUCAUACUAAUCCCCGGCACAACUAUUCUUCUUCUAGAACUCCUGGUCAACAAAUUUCUCAUACUAAUCCCCAGCGCAACUAUUCUUCUAGAAGAAUUCCUGGUCGACAUUUGCAAUGGCGCAGCAAUCAAGGACAGUGA